This is a messenger RNA of Lactuca saligna, 1359 nucleotides long. The record is from the annotation of a GenBank genome assembly. Lineage: Eukaryota; Viridiplantae; Streptophyta; Magnoliopsida; Asterales; Asteraceae.
AUGAUCAUAUCUCCAAGAACAAUCGGUGGUGUCUAUCUACUUUUCUUCUCCUGUUUUUGCACCCUGAAGAUGAUGACGCUUUUGAAGCUGUUUUCUGCACCUCUAUAUCAUCAGUAUUACAACCCUCCUGGGUCAAAAUCACUGAUUAUUGGAUCGAUUGUGAUUUGUCUUUUUAGGGUUUUUUUUUCAGAAGAGACUGGAGGUCCUAUACUACCAGAAAGAUCAGAGCUUUUUGAUGAUGAUAAACGGACCCAUCCACACUCAUUCUGUUAUCUACUGAAGUUAAUCUUCUUUCAUUCUGCUGAUAUUCUUAGAAAAGAACCAGAGCACGAAACCUUUGUAAGGCUGAGAAUCAUCCCAUCUGGCAAAGAAACAGAAGAACGGGAAAGAAAGAUGAAGCUAGUUGAUUUAAUUGUGGCAACACCUGGAAGAUUAGUUGAUUUACUUGAAAGGGCAAAAGUGUCAUUACAAAUGGUAAGGUAUUUAGCUCUUGAUGAAGCUGAUCGUAUGUUGGAUAUGGGAUUUGAGCCUCAAAUAAGAAAAAUUGUGGAACAAACAGACAUGCCUCCACCUCCUGGAAUACAAACAAUGCUUUUCAGUGCCACUUUUCCUAGAGAAAUCCAGGAAAGGGAGUUGGCAUUGAGGUCAUUUAAGAGUCGGAAGACUCCAAUUCUUGUUGCUACUGACGUGACAACAUGUGGGUUGGAGGUGAUUGAUGUUGGCUCAAGGGCAGUUUGGUCAUUACCUGUUGCUAAAUCAUUCCAGCAAUACAGAAACUUUAUAACGUUUGCAGCUGAAGGAAAUGCCUUCAAGGACAAUGUAGAGAAGCUGCCUCUUCAUAGAGAACUAUAUGAACUGAAUCCCUCAAGCUUCUUUGUGCCCUCUUUCAUAAACGCAUUCAUGGCUAAUGAUGAUGUCAGUAGAAAUCAAAGUAUCAGAAACAUAAUGUCUGAACUUGUUUCAGGAGUUUUCACAUUCGAUAUGCUCCACCCAGAUUUCUGUGCAAAGAUGCUAGCUAAGUCUAGAAGUUGUUGUUGUUCGUGUCAUGGCCCUGUGAUGGGUGCUGUUGAAACCAGAAUGGAUGCUGUAGUUUCUGCUAUUAUUUUCCAUCCAAGUCGUGUCAUGGCUCUUAGUGCUUCUUAUGGUGUUGAUUUCAAGAAGAAAGUUAUGACUGAUGUUGCAUUAAGUGAAACAGGUAGGCACGUUACACAAAUCUCAAGCUACCUAUUUUGGGUGGUGCUGCUGGGGCUUUUGGUUGCUUCACCUUAUAUCACAAUGGAUGGUGCUUAUCAUGCUAUGCCAUCUAGCCAGACCUCUGCAUUGCCUCCUACAAGCUAUCAUGGCAACCUUCAACAGUAG